AUGUUUUCCUGUUUUGUCAUCACAGCGGCAGCAUGCGCAAGAUCAGUGCUGAAGGACACAGCUGAUCAGAUGUUUGUUCAGAUUAAAACCCAUUUAUAAUAGCGCACAUUAUUGCGCAGUGUUUCAGUUUUUGUCAAGCAGGAAGUUUUGUUUUUGACAGAAAACAUGUUAAGGAAAAGUCAGAACCUGAAAUACAUGUUAAGUCUAGUACCUGGAAAAAAACGCUUUGGGGUGUACAGAUUUCUGCCCGUGUUCUUCUGUAUCGGCGGCGUCAUGGAGUGGAUCAUGAUCAAUGUCAGAAUAGGAAGAGAAACGUUUUAUGACGUGUACAGAAGAAAGCAGUCAGAGCGAGCGUAUCAGCAAAAAACUGAAGAGGGCUUGAUUAUGCUCACAGACUCUCAAGCCAAAUGACAGCAUCACAACAUCUCCAUGAAGAGGCUGAAACCAGUUCACUGGACACUGGAAUAUGUUGGCCAUCAGCUGGAAGGCAGCUGUGACAUGGACUGCAGACAAGAACACAGAUGAGGUGCAAAAGAUUGUCACAGUGUGUUUCUGAGGAUGGUGGGGAUUUGUGUGUUGUCUACGUGAGAAAUAUGUUUAUAAUAAAACUGAUUUUGGCAGCUUUGUGAUUGUGAAUAAAAAUGAAAGUCAUUUGCACCAUAUGAUUUUGUAAGAUUGUGACUUAGCAUCUCAUAAUGAGAAAAAAGGUAUAAUAAUGACAAAAUAUGCUAUAUCUUUUGAUCAUAAUAAUGAAUUUGUAUUGUAAUAUUGGAAACAUUAGUUAUAUAAUGAUCACAAUCAUUACAUGACUUAAAAAAAAAAGGAUAUAAUAUACCGUA
Molecule: messenger RNA, 839 nt
Organism: Danio rerio (zebrafish)
Lineage: Eukaryota; Metazoa; Chordata; Actinopteri; Cypriniformes; Danionidae
Gene: uqcc5
Product: ubiquinol-cytochrome c reductase complex assembly factor 5
Source: RefSeq, marked validated